GGCCACUCGUUUCCUCCCAAGAGGCCUGGAUGCCUUCCCUCACACCUUGGGGCCCACCACGGGGAUCAAACACGAUAUCUCGCAGUCACCUACUGUCUGUACGGAUACCUGUCCUGCCUGUCCGGAUGCCGAGUGAUUCCAUCGGCUCCAUCCACCUGCAUGCAGCCCGUCGUCACCAUCCGAACCCGUCUACCACGUCUACCACUCCAGCGGUUUUUUAACUCUCCCUUCUUCUGUCCUUCUCUACCGACAUCGAAACUCAAACUCUGCACAUCCACACUCAUCUCUCUGCAAGUCAUCAUCUGAUCUGCAGCUCUCAUCGAGGCCCCGUUCUGCGACCGCUUCCUCGGCCCAUCCGACCCAGCUGGCCCAUAUCAAUUCUGGCCUUCACCACCUGACCACCUGACCGGGCCUUUAUUCUCGGCUCACCUUGACCUUGUUUGCGCUCGGCUGCUCAACGAUACCCACUCGAUUGUCCAAAAGUAAAGGCACAAGGGCCUCGCUUUUGGUUGGCUUCGUCAUCAUCUCAGGCUUCCACCCGAGCCUUCACCUUUUUCUUGGACCAAUUCCCGCCGUCAAAUCAACUCAUUACUCACAAUGCUGUUGUGAUCAUACCACCACUUUUCUCUCAUUUUUCUUCUAUUCUUCAUCAGCAGGUCUGACUGUUGCGCCGGCCGUUGACACGCCCAGCUUUGUUUGACCGAACCUCAUUCAACCCACCCCUUUCAUCCCAUUGUGCUCGCACAACAACAAUACCAUUCAACGCCACCCGUCUCGACCUUUUAUAUUUCCACGGCCGAGGACCAAUUUCACCCAGGCAUCUUCAACAACUACACUCAAAACCUUUGAACCUUUGCCGCACACAUUUUUGCGCUUCCAAAUUUCUGCGAAAUUUACACACGCUAGCCGUGUACUCUACCCAGCUUGAUUGACUUAAGCAGACCACCCAAAAAAAGACAAAACUCACAUUUACUCGACAACAUGUUUUCCCGUUCGAUUUUGGAGCAGAGUGCUCUGGCGGCUGCCGUUGUCCUCUCGGGCAUCCCAGCCACCAUUGCCCACUCUUGGGUUGAGCAACUGAACCGCAUUGCGCCCAACGGCACCAUGAUCGCACCCGAGGGAUACCAGCGUGGCUACAUUGGACGAGGCGACCCAGGCUUCAAGGGAGAUGUCUCGGACGAUCUGUGGCAGAUCCCUCCCAACGACCGUGCCGAGGGCGCUGUCAUCUUACCCACAGACCUGCUCUGCGCUCCCCAGCAAAAGAUCGGCACUUACAACAACCCAAAGUACCCCAAGCUGGUAACCGCACCAGGUGACUGGAUUGCCAUGCGACACCAGGAGAACGGCCAUGUCACGCUCCCAGCGACCCAGGAGAACAAGCCUCGCAACCGUGGAACCAUCUACAUCUACGGUACAGAGAAGCCCGGCGCCAACGACACCCUCAUGUCCAUCCACAAUGUCUGGAACACGGAUGGCACUGGCGGUGACGGCCGGGGCCGCCUCCUGGCAACGAGGAACUACGACGACGGCCAGUGCUACCAGAAGAACGGCGGUGACAUCUCGGUCUCGCGUACCAAGCAGUUCAACAAGGCGGCCGCAAACCCCAUGGGCGAGGACCUGUGGUGCCAGUCCGACAUCCAGCUCCCCUCCGACCUGACCGUCGGCGCCGACUACACCCUCUACUGGGUCUGGGACUGGCCCACCCUCUCCAAGGCCAACGCCAUGGUCGGCGACAAGGGCGUCGAGGUCGCCAAGCCCGAGACGUACACCUCGUGCAUGGACGUCGAGGUCGUCGACCCCUGCGCCGACGAGCUCGGCGACGUCAAGUCCCCGGCCUGCAGCAAGGGCGCCGGCGCCGGCGCCAAGUCAAAGGCCAAGUUCUCAAACACCUUCUCCAAGGGCCAGUCCUGGGACAACGCCGCCGUGCCCCAGGAGCUCUCCGGCAACUUCGCCGUCGGCGUCGAGGGCGCCACUGCCGACUCGAGCAGCAACACUGGCAUGUCUGCGCCACCGGAUCUGGCUGGAACCGGCGGCGGCAACAGCGGGAAUGACAACGGCAACGGAAAUGGCAACGGCAACGGCAAUGGUCACGGCAAUGGCAAUGGCAGCGGUAACUCUGGCUCGGCGGGCGGUGCUUCUCCUGGUCGCCCAGCUCCGACCGGCCGCCCGGCCGCCUCAGGUGGCGCGCCAUCGACCCUCUCCACCGUCACCACCUCAGCCACGUCGGCGACCAGCGCCGCGGCGGCCGGCGGCGCCACCGUCACCGAGCUCAGCACCGUCACCGUAACCGAGGGCGUGGCCACCGUCACCGUGACUGCCUCCGCAGCCGCAGGUGCGGGCGGCGCCGCAGCCGGCGUGGUCGGCCAGGACAGCAACGGCGGGCUCGUGAUCCCCACGCCGGGCGUCGCCCCGGCCGUCGAGCCCUUCACCAGGAGGAGGCGAUCCCGCAUCGAGCGCAACCUCUCAUAAGGGUCUCUCCCCCCUCCGUUCACCCUCACUCCAAUCACCGCUUUUCCCUUUUCUCUAUUCAAAUUGUCCAUAUGCAUCAACCAUCGUCACCCCUUCACCAUCAUCGCCCGGUAUGACGGCCGGAACGUACAUACAUACACACCCAAACCCCAACACCACCUACCACCACCAAUCACCAACCACCAUUUCGAACCGGAUUCGCGCUGGCAUGGUCAGGCGGGCAGAGACCAAAACAAGGAUAAAGGGGUCGGUCACCCGGUAAUUCAAUACAGGACAAGGCAGGACCAGCCAGGGCAUGAGACACAAUGAAGACAGAAUGGUAUGGGCAUAUGAAGGAAAUGAUUUUUCUUUCUCCCCCUUUUAUUUCUCAAGGGCAGGCAUUAUGAAUGAGAAAAACGCGGAAACGGGAUUCAUGAGAAGGGAUGGAUGGAUGAUGGCGUUGGACUUUUGCAUUUUCCCCAUUUCCUUUUUUCCUGUCUUUGCAUCGGCGAGGCUGGGCCCGCUCAAGAUACCAUUGUUGUUGUUUUUCCCCUGGUUUUUCAGAACUUGCAUUUGCACCCAUCAGAGAAAUAUGAGGUGAAGGGCCGAUGUGGUCUUCUUCUUCUUCUUUCUCUCGCAUUGCAUGUGUGCAUCGUGGCGUUUUUGAUGUUUCCUAGGUAGAUGGGAUAGUGAUACCAAUUUUCAUUCCUCUACCCCCCUGUAUAAAGGGGGGAUUUAAA
Molecule: messenger RNA, 3188 nt
Organism: Diaporthe batatas
Lineage: Eukaryota; Fungi; Ascomycota; Sordariomycetes; Diaporthales; Diaporthaceae
Exons: 1
Coding region: 982-2469 (495 amino acids)
Source: RefSeq, a predicted model, not a curated record